AUGACAUGCCCAUAUGAACGCUAUUACUCUCAUCAAGCUGGGUCAGGUAUAGGAGUGGUAUACAAAGGAGCAUCAUAUCAAAAGGGACAUGGAAUCGGAAGUUUCCUUGGGGGUUUAUUUAGUCAUUCCUGUGAAUGCAUUAAGUCUGAAUUAGAUUUGUUUGCAUUACCAUCUACACAAACUAGCAUUGAAAGUGGGAUUUGGAUUCAUUAUAAGCCAAUUUCGUCACUAGCGGACGAUGGUCCAAUAGAAUUUCAAGUUCCCGGAGCAGGCGAUGACUACAUAGAUCUUUCUCAUACGUUAAUUCACUUAAAAGCUAAAAUAUUGAAUCAAGAUAACACUAAACUAGUGACGUCUACAGUUGUUGCUCCUGUGAAUAAUUGGUUACACUCACUCUUCAGUCAACUUGAUGUAUACUUGAAUCAAAAACUUGUGUCGCCACCCAAUAACACCUAUGCUUAUCGCGCUUAUAUAGAAAACUUGUUGAAUUAUGCUCCUGCGGCUAAAAACUCUCACCUCACCUGUGGUUUAUGGUACGAAGAUACAGCUGGCAACAUGGAUUCCACGACUGAUGGUAAUAAAGGAUUUAUCAAAAGACAAGAGUUAGCCGGUGAAAGUAAAGAAAUUGAAAUGAUUGGUCAUUUACAUGGUGAUUUAUUCAAUCAAGAAAAAUUUUUGAUUAACGGUGUUGAUAUGUGUGUUAAGUUAGUUCGUUCUAGAGAAAAUUUCAAUCUUAUGGCCUCUUCAGUUGACCUUAAAUUGAAGGUAUACAUUUUCUUAAUGAAGGUAAUGGAAUAUCUCGAGAACAAUAUGCCAAAGGGUAUUGUAUGUUAG
Manduca sexta (tobacco hornworm) is the source of this 834-nucleotide messenger RNA. RefSeq lists its product as uncharacterized. Gene Ontology annotation, cellular component: cytosol. Gene Ontology annotation, biological process: deoxyribonucleotide biosynthetic process. Bases 1 to 834 code for a protein of 277 amino acids. The record is from RefSeq and is a predicted model, not a curated record. The transcript has 3 exons. Gene Ontology annotation, molecular function: ribonucleoside-diphosphate reductase activity, thioredoxin disulfide as acceptor. Lineage: Eukaryota; Metazoa; Arthropoda; Insecta; Lepidoptera; Sphingidae.